Monodelphis domestica (gray short-tailed opossum) is the source of this 2271-nucleotide messenger RNA. The record is from RefSeq and is a predicted model, not a curated record. NCBI's taxonomy places the organism in Eukaryota, Metazoa, Chordata, Mammalia, Didelphimorphia, Didelphidae.
GGAGGGGAGAGGGGGAGCGCCAGCCCCGGGUUAAGGCGGGGCAAUCUAGCCCUGGAAUAGGCGGCGCAGAGGUCUCUGGGAAACCGGAAGUUAAGAUCGGAGCCUGUUUCCUCCUCCACCACUACCAAAGCUUUUCCUGCCUGGGCUCCUUAUCUGGCCCUGGAACUCCCUCUGCCCCGCACCUCAAGGCUGGAGUCAAGGCCGGAAAAGAUGGAGGAGCUUCACCAGAGGGACUCACUGGGGCCACUUUGCUGCCUCUACAGGGAGCCUCGAGUGCCAGGGAUGACCUUUGAGAGGGACAGACUCCCAGCCCAGGAGGUGGUGACAUUCCAGGAUGUGGCUGUGGACUUCACAUGGGAGGAGUGGCGCCUCUUAUCCCCUCCCCAGAAGGAGCUGUACAAGGAGGUGAUGCUGGAGAAUGUUUGCAACCUGCACUCUGUGGAGGGAAUCCUCAUGGAUGCUGGAGCAAGAAGGCCUGAGGAGCUGCUAUCCAGAGAUGAGACCUGAAAUGAAAGCGAAUUCAACAGAGAUAAGCCUUCCUGUGGAGAAAGUGGACUUACAAAGAUUCAUGAGUGAUGGUCCUGAUAACUUUUCUUUCAAAGAAUUCUGUGUUACACCCCCAAAUUCAUCUCAUAUUGAACAUGAAAGAAAGCACACUGCAGAAAAAUCUAGUGAAAGUAAUCAGUGCGGAAAGACUUUUAUGCACAGGUCCAGUCUUGCUAGACAUCAGAGGAUCCACAUUGGUGAGAAACGUUAUGAAUGCAAGCAGUGUGGAAAGACAUUCAGUCAGAGUGGCAAUCUUGCUGUCCAUCAGAAGAUCCACAGUGGGGAAAGACCUUAUGAAUGCAAGCAGUGUGGAAAAACAUUCAGUCAGAGUGGCAAUCUUGCUGGACAUCAGCGAAUCCAUACUGGGGAGAAGCCUUAUAAAUGCAAACAGUGUGGAAAGACGUUCAGUCAGUGUUCUGCUCUUGCUGUACAUCAGAGAACACACACUGGGGAGAAACCUUUUGAAUGCAAGCAGUGUGGAAAGACAUUUAGUUGCACCUCCAGUCUUGUUGGACAUCAGAGAAUACACACUGGGGAGAGACCUUAUGAAUGCAAACAAUGUGGAAAGACAUUUAGUUUGAGAGGAAAUCUUGCUGUCCAUCAGAAAAUCCACACCGGGGAGAAACCUUAUGAGUGCAAGCAGUGUGGAAGGACAUUCAGUCAGUGUUCUGCUCUUGCUGUACAUCAGAGAACUCACACUGGAGAGAAACCUUUUGAAUGCAAGCAGUGUGGAAAAACAUUUAGUUGCGCCUCUAGUUUUGCUGGACAUCAGAGAAUACAUACUGGGGAGAAACCGUAUGAAUGCAAAGAAUGUAGAAAGACAUUCAGUCGGAGCUCCAGUCUUGUUAUACAUCAGAAAAUCCAUACUGGAGAGAAACCUUAUGAAUGUAAACAAUGUGGAAAGACAUUCAAUUGGGGCAGCAAACUUGCUGUGCAUCAGAGAAUCCAUACUGGGGAGAAGCCUUAUGAAUGUAGACAGUGUGGAAAGACAUUCAGUCGGUGCAGCAAUCUUGCUGUCCAUCAAAAAAUUCACACUGGGGAGAAGCUGUAUGAAUGCAAGUCAUGUGGAAAGACAUUCAGUCAGAGCAGCAAUCUUGCUGUCCAUCAGAAAAUCCAUACUGGGGAGAAGCCUUAUGAAUGUAAGCAAUGUGGAAAGACAUUCAGUCAGAGUGGCAAUCUUGCUGUCCAUCAGAAAAUCCAUACUGGGGAGAAACCUUAUGAAUGUAAGCAAUGUGGAAAGACAUUCAGACGGAGUGACAAUCUUGCUGUACAUCAGAGAAUUCACACUAGGGAGAAACCAUAUGAAAGCAAACUCUGAAAACACAAUCAGAGCAGCAAUCUUGCUCUACAUCAUAAAAUCCACGCUGGGGAGAAGUCUUAUGAACAUAAGCAAUGAAGAAAGACAUUCAAUUAGACUUCUAAUCUUGUUGAACAUAGGAGGAUUCACAAUGGGAAGAAGCGUUAUGAAUGCAAGUAGUGUGGAAAGAUAUUCAGUUAGAGCUACAAUCUUCCUGUAUAUCAGAGAAUACAUGCAAGGGAUAAACUUUAUGAAUACAAGCCAUAUAGAAAGAUAUUUAAUCAGAUGUACAAACUUCCUGUGCAUCAGAGAAUACAUACGGGGCAAUGACUAAUGAAUAUUUAGUCAGAGCUCCCAUCUUGCUGCAAAUCAGAUAAUCCACACUUAGGAGGGACCUCAAGAAUAAAAGCUAUGUGUAAAGGUGUUCA